AUGCCAAGACCGGAUUUCAAUGAAGAGGAAGUUGACAACACCAAUACACUAAUCUGUGAAGAAUUGCGUUACAAUAGGUGCUCUUUGUCUAAGGAAUAUGAAGAAUUAUUGGUUAAAUUGACAAUGGAGCAAAAGUUAGUUUAUGACAGAAUUAUCAAAGCAGUGCAUGAGGACAAAGGUGGAUUCUUCUUCUUAUAUGGUCAUGGAGGAACCGGGAAGACAUUUAUUUGGAAAACUUUGUCUUUUGCCAUAAGAUGUAGAGGAGAUAUUGUGUUAACAGUUGCGUCCAGUGGAAUAGCAUCUCUUUUGUUAGCAGGAGGUCGAACAGCUCAUUCGAGAUUUGCAAUCCCACUCAAUGCAACUGAAGAUUCAACAUGUAAUAUCAAACAAGGUACUCCUUUAUCAAAAUUGAUUGUCAAGACAAAGUUAAUUAUAUGGGAUGAAGCACCAAUGAUGCAUAGAUAUUGUUUUGAAGCUCUAGACAGAACUCUAAGAGAUAUUCUUAGAUUUAAAGAUGCAUCCAAUUUAGAUCGACCAUUUGGAGGGAAAACGGUUGUUCUUGGUGGAGACUUUAGACAAAUACUUCCAGUCAUUCCAAAAGGUACUAGCCAAGAUAUUUAG
This is a messenger RNA of Nicotiana attenuata, 621 nucleotides long. RefSeq names its product ATP-dependent DNA helicase PIF4-like. Bases 1 to 621 code for a protein of 206 amino acids. Gene Ontology annotation, biological process: telomere maintenance; DNA repair. The transcript has a single exon. NCBI's taxonomy places the organism in Eukaryota, Viridiplantae, Streptophyta, Magnoliopsida, Solanales, Solanaceae. The record is from RefSeq and is a predicted model, not a curated record. Gene Ontology annotation, molecular function: DNA helicase activity.